ACCCCAAGGCAAGACGCUUAAAAAUAAGCUCAUCCCAUCUGGAAUAGUGUUGGGAUUGUAAAAGCUUAUAUCGGGAAAACGUAGCAAAACACCAAAGCAACCUAACGCAACCUCAUCAGGCUCGUGCAAAAGCGACCGUGUGGCGAAAAGAGUCGCGCGGCAACCUAAAUAAUUGAUCGCGCGGAACGUGGGACAUUUCAGAUGGGAUCUCUCCAUGUGAUUCAGUGAGUGCAGCUGCAGUUCUCCUCACAGACACACUCACACUGCCUUUCUGCCACUGCCAGAGAAACAAGGACGUCCUUCUUUUGCCUAGAAACCGGAGAUGUUAGGAACGAGCUGUUAAAGCCUAGCUGUGUCAUUGUCGCUCAACUUUCAUUUCUGGAGAGUUAAUCAGCUUCUGGAGACAUUUGAAAUCGCCGUAAAGAUCUGGCGACAAAGGACUACCUGAAAAGCUUAACCUGAAUGUAAUAUUUGGUUGAAGAAGGCAGGAAUAAAAAGCCAUCAUCAUGGAUUUUGUAAUGAAGCAAGCGUUGGGAGGGGCGACCAAAGAUAUGGGGAAAAUGCUGGGCGGCGAGGAGGAGAAGGACCCUGAUGCAGAGAGGAAGGAGGAAGAAAGACAAGAAGCCCUCAGGCAACAGGAGGAAGAGAGAAAGGCGAAGUACGCAAAAAUGGAGGCGGAGAGGGAAUCGAUUCGACAGGGCAUCAGGGACAAGUAUGGCAUAAAGAAGAAGGAAGAGAAAGAGGCAGAGGCACAGGCAGCCAUGGAGCAGGCGUCCGAAGGCAGUUUGACCCGUCCUAAGAAAGCAAUCCCUGCUGGCUGUGGCAAUGAAGAAGAGGAAGAAGAGAGCAUCAUGGAUACAGUCAUGAAGUUCCUCCCAGGCCCACUUCAGGAUAUGUUCAAUAAAAAGUAACAGUGUUUCACGACAAGUCAGAAUCAUUAAGGUCAAGAAUUCCACCACCUUUCUCCCUUUCCCCUCUGUCAUAUUUGUUCUAAGAUCUCUGGACUCGAUCUGCGUGCCAUAAUAUCUGUCUUUUACUGAGGGGUCGAAAUAUAUGUGACAUUUGUUAUUAAAAUUACGAAGAAAAAUGUGUGCACUAGAAAUGUUGCAUAUAAAUGCUUGCAUUGUUUCUCUGUUUAAAGGCAAAUUAAAGCCCCAUCAGUCCAGACCUUAGAGCAAAAAUAUUCCCAUGCAUCAUUAAUUUUGUUUGUAAAUAGCAAAUGAAAAAAUAACUGUAUAUGAAUACAGAUAUCUAUCUAUCUAUCUAUCUAUCUAUCUAUCUAUAUAUAUAUAUAUAUAUAUAUAUAUAUAUAUAUAUAUAUAUAUAUAUAUAUAUAUAUAUAGAUAGAUAUAUAUAUAUAAAAUACAAUGACUAAGAGUAAAAGCCAUAAUUUUAUCUUGGAGGGAUUUCUCCAGAUCAUAUCAUAUGUUUAAUUGUUGCUCUGUUAUAUAUAUUAUUGAUGUAUCCAUGCGGUAUACCUAUAGAUAUAUACUGUAUACAGAUUAAUUUGCCAUCUAUUUUUUAAACUACUGAAGUAAACAUUUCCAGCCAUCGUGAAUUGUAACAUUUGACUGUACCCAAUUAGUCUGACUGAAAACUGUAAUAUGGAAGAAAGCGUAAACUAUCAUCACACAAUAUUGUUUUAUAUUUCCUCUACGCAUGCUUUUGUUUAUAGGAACACUGUAUCUAAUUUCUUUAGCCAUUUUAGGUUGAAUACAUUGAAAUUUAAGGCAAUAACUCUGGUUUUGGAUUUUGUCAUCUGACAGACACCAGUGUUUUGUAUAGUUGUACAGUAUGUCCCUCAUUAUAUUUUAAUGUACAUCCGCACCACACUUGAGUAAACUAGAGUGACUGAAUAAUAUGGAAUCAUAAACGUUAGCUAGUUGCAAUGAGUGAGACAUUAGAGCUAGAUGUUCACUUGAAUUGACUUAACUGUAUUUAAAAAGUAGACUACUUAAAGAAAUAGCUCACCAAAAACGAAAGAAACUCUGUCAUGUCUUUGAAAGAAAUCUGUAUUUCUUUCUUCAGUGGAACACAAAAGGAGUUACUAUCCACAAAAGAAAGAAAGAAAGUCAUAUGGUUUGGAAAAACAUAAGGGUGAGUGAUUGACUUGAGUUUUCAUUUUUGAGUGAAUUAUCCAUUUAAGAAUGUGAGAGGGUGACAUUGAUCACAUAAACCUACAAUUGGAUCAAUAGGGCUAUAUAUAUAUAUAUAUAUAUAUAAAUAUAUAACCUCUUCAUCACUGCUGUACAGUAAAUCUAGUUAUUUAGCAUCUACAUUUACGUUCGCACUCACAACAUGGUUGUGAGCACACAUUAAGUGAUCAGACAGUGACAAUGGUGCAAUAUUUGUUUCUGAAUGAAGAUGUCCUGUGUCCGUUGGUUGUAUAUGGGACUCGGAUCCCAGAUCAGCAAUAACAGACAAUCUUCAUGAUUAUGUAUUCAGCUUAUUUGCUAGAGAAUGUUUAUGUGCAAAUGCUGUGUUGUCUUCCUAGUAUCAGUCCAACAAAACACUACUGAAGAGUUUAGUAAAAAAAUAAAAAUAAAACAUUGAGGAGAAAUGUAUUUACUGUAUGGUGGGAGCAGGUCACUGCCUCUAAAUGGAGACUGGCACUUAUUUUUAGGCUGUGAUAUGAUGUGGCUUUGCUACGUAGUGGUCUCACCAGGGCCAGAUCAUGGCCCUAUGAGGCCCCUGGCAGUGUGAGAUCCUUGGGCACUGGCCCCACUGGCCCGGUCCACCUGUGUUUUUAUGCUUGCUUGUUGCUACUUUAUGUAUGAUGUUAUUUCUUGUUGUUGUAACUGCAUAGGUAUGAAGGAAAACAUCUGUUCUGAUUUCCUCAAUAAUGAGAAAAUCAGAUUUGAAAAAGUUUAUUCAGACUGUAUUAUCCACCCUCUUUUAUAAAAACAAAAAUGUUAAGCUACGCAGUGUUUUAAUAGAGUGUGUUUGUAUACCCGUGGUCCCGUCCACAAUUAUGUCCAGCAAGGUGAAAUUAACCACAAAUCUCAACUCUGUUUGCACAGGUCACAAGUCAGCACUUGUUCAGCAAAAUCUGUUAGUUGAAGAUCAUUGUGUAUGUGUAAAUUUACAAACUACAACAAUAUUCAAGAUUUAGAAAAAUACAAUGGUAACACUUUACAUUAAUAUUCCCUUUGAGGAAUCAUAAAGGGGUUCAUUAAUGACUAAUAAUUCAUUUUCAAAUGCAUUAUAAAUCAUUUAUAUACAGUUAUAAGAAGGUUAUAAGGUGAUUUGCAUGCAAUACUUGCCAAAUAGUGAGCCAUUUUGCCUCAUAUGUUAAAAAUGCUUAACACUUUUUAACAUUAGUAACCUAUGAAAAUGUAAUGUAAAGUGGACACCUAAGAAACGUUUAUAAAGGAGUUGCAAAAAAAAAAAAAAAAAACUAUGAUAAUAGUUCAGUAUGGUUUAAUAGUCAUCAGGCUUUAAUACAUGAUGCUGUGAAUGAAAAAAAAAGUGUUUUUGUAGAGAACUUUAAGUAAAGCACUGGGUAAAAUCAUUCUUUUGAUAACGUAACUAAUAUAAACACAAAGCGGACUGUCGCAAAAUAACAUAAUAUAGUCUAUUUUUGCUACAUUGUGAUACAAAUCAUGAAUUGGGGCAUUUUAUGUUUUUGAUUAAUAUAAGUUUGAAUAAGCAUAUUUAUUAAGCAUUUCUAAAAAGUAAGUUAAAAUGCUCACUUUUUAUUGGAUGAAAGUUGCCCUUUUUAAUUUACUUGCUAUAACAGCAUGUCAAUUCUUUAUACUGCAUUUGUAAAUGACGAGUCAUUAUUGAACCCCUUUAUGAAUCAUAAACAAUGGGAACAUUACUGUAAAUUGUUUCUAAUGCAAUUAGGAAAUUGUAUCAGGCUGCUGCUCUAUUGUUUUAAACUUUCCAAAUAUUCCAGACAUUCCAUUUAAUGUAUGAAUAUAUAUAUAUAUAUAUGUGUGUGUGUGUGUGUGUCUCUAGAAAUCAUUUGAUAAGCUGUGACUUUUAGAGUAAAACGGUUUAGUUUAUAAAAGUGUGACGUUUUAGAGCACACUGUCAAAGUGAUGUCCUAGCUAUUUGUCCUGCCACGUACCAAGCAACAAGGAGUUUAAUAGAUUAAAUGUUUAUAUAAAUGAGCUUGCAGAUAAAAAUGUCGUUCACCUACAAUUGAACAAACUAGCCAGAUGUUAAGAUGCUUAAUUAGCAUAAAUUAGCUAUCAAUCAACAUGGAACAGUGUUUUCAGAUUUUACUGCCACUGCACUAUUUCUGUGUUCAAUGUUCAAGGCCUUUAUAUAUUAGAAAAUACAAUGUCAGUUCAGUUGUAGCCUACCACUUUUGGAUAGAUGAGAUUUGGCUAAAAAAAAAAAAAAAUAGCAUAAAGUGAAAUCUUUAGCUUAACAUAUGCAGUCAUCCAUGCAAAUGAGACUGAAAAAUCCACUUAUGGUAGGAACAAUUCUGCCACUGAGACUUAAUGUGUUCUUUACAAUAGAUAGAGACCAUUUUGAGCACAAAUUCUGCAGUUACAUGAUUAUUCUAUGUGAAUACAACUGCCCUUGACGUGACAAAUUUUCAUCGGUAGCACUGAUAAAUAAAUACUGCCCAAAAUCCAUAUGGCCCAUCCUAUCAUCACCUGUGUUUUAUUAAACCAAAGAGUGUUCUUUUUAGUGAGAAUGUUAUUACUGUGUGAACUGUUAUUAUUUUAAUGCUUUCUCUAUUUUCUUUCUUUCUUUUGUAUUAUUUUUAUUUUUUGUUCUUUUAAAGUUAUUGUCUAAAGUGAUGUGAUAUAUGUCUACCAUCUGUGCACUCUGAAACAUCUGGAAGGCAUUUGGCUUUGGGUUUUGUGAAUGCCCUUAAAAAGAUAUUGAUUAUACAAAGAUAUCACACGAUUGGAUGUGAUCGAAUUUUAAAAAACUGUUUCACCUACAUUUUCUUUUAAUUGUAUGUUUAUGUUUUACAUCUGUAAGUGUAAUGGGAAACAUUAUGACACCGUCAUUGUAAUGAAUUAUCAUUGUAACAUUCUAAUAUUUUGUGACCACUUUUAGAACAUCUUUAAAUCAAUUCCUGAUCGACAUUUAACAUGCAUUCACUCAAUGUCUAUCUCUGUCUCUGCUAAUGAAGAUACUGCCUAUCACAGAAGCGUUAUGAAAUAUUUAAUUGCUGUUAUUUGAAUGUAAAUGUCUACUGCAUUGUCCUGUGCGGUUCCCUCUGUUAUAAAGAUAAAUUAUCUUGCUGUAUUUUUCCAUCUGUAAUCUGUUCCUGUCUCCUGGUGGUUGUCCUUUAGGAAAAAUAUGUUUAUUUUUUUAUGCAUUUUUUUUUGUGUCUCUGUAGAUCCUCACACUCUCCAGCCUUUCUAUUUGUGAUGAAUUGUCUGCAUGCAAAUGAUGUGCACUGUAGGUGAGGUUGUAAAUUAUAUUUCUGUGUGUCCUCUGUGUUUUCUGAGUGCUCAACCUGUUGUUAGCCUUACUGCAUGCCCGUUAUAGACAGAUUUUGGACUGUAACAUUCCUGCCAAAUGGAAUCACCACACACGGAUAAUAAAGUGAUUUCAUAU
Myxocyprinus asiaticus (Chinese sucker) is the source of this 5529-nucleotide messenger RNA. RefSeq names its product complexin-1. Gene Ontology annotation, biological process: neurotransmitter transport; synaptic vesicle exocytosis; regulation of neurotransmitter secretion. Gene Ontology annotation, cellular component: terminal bouton; SNARE complex. The coding region runs from base 507 to 911 and encodes 134 amino acids. Gene Ontology annotation, molecular function: syntaxin binding. The transcript has 4 exons. The record is from RefSeq and is a predicted model, not a curated record. Lineage: Eukaryota; Metazoa; Chordata; Actinopteri; Cypriniformes; Catostomidae.